Molecule: messenger RNA, 5249 nt
Organism: Rhinolophus ferrumequinum (greater horseshoe bat)
Lineage: Eukaryota; Metazoa; Chordata; Mammalia; Chiroptera; Rhinolophidae
Gene: LMTK2
Product: lemur tyrosine kinase 2
Exons: 14
Coding region: 306-4808 (1500 amino acids)
Biological process (GO): protein phosphorylation
Molecular function (GO): ATP binding; protein kinase activity
Source: RefSeq, a predicted model, not a curated record
ACGCAGCCCAUCAUGGCGGCGGGAACGCGGCUCCCCGGGCCCGCGGUUCCGCAGGGCUGCUGCCGUUGCUGCUGUUGAGAGGCGGCGGCGGCGUAGGCUGGCGGACGCGCGGGAAGGAUGGUGUUUCUGUGGCCGGAGCGGUGGGUGCGGACCAGGAGCCGAGCUGAGGUUUGGCCGAAGCGCCGUGUGACCAGGAGCAGCCGGCGCGGGUGCCGCUGAGGCAGCAUAGGGAGGCAGGAGCGACUGACCGACGGACGGACAGAAGGCGACCCGAGAGCCGGCCCCGGGGCCGUGCGGUGGGCGAGAUGCCGGGGCCGCCGGCGUUGCUGCUGCUGUUGCUGCUGCUCCUAGCCGCUGGCAGUACCGGGGCCGCGCCACUUCCGCAAACAGGUGCAGGGGAGUCACCUGCUAUAGACGUUCCCUCAUCUUUUGUGAUCCUGUCUGUGUGCAGUUUAAUAAUAUUAAUCGUGUUAAUUGCAAACUGUGUAUCCUGCUGUAAGGACCCAGAAAUAGAUUUUAAGGAAUUUGAAGAUAAUUUUGAUGAUGAGAUAGAUUUCACACCACCAGCGGAAGAUACUCCCUCUGUUCAAUCCCCAGCGGAAGUUUUCACACUUUCGGUACCAAAUAUCUCACUACCGGCUCCAUCACAAUUCCAGCCGUCUGUAGAAGGUUUGAAGUCUCAAGUUGCCCGCCACAGUCUAAACUAUAUACAGGAAAUUGGAAAUGGCUGGUUUGGAAAGGUCCUCCUUGGAGAGAUUUACACGGGCUCUAGUGUAGCGAGAGUAAUAGUGAAGGAGUUAAAAGCAAGUGCAAGUCCGAAGGAACAAGAUACUUUUUUGAAAAAUGGAGAACCUUACUAUAUUCUUCAGCAUCCUAAUAUUCUUCAGUGUGUUGGACAGUGUGUGGAAGCAAUUCCCUAUCUUCUGGUAUUUGAAUUCUGUGACUUGGGUGACCUAAAAGCUUACCUGCGCACCGAGCAACAUCACCUGCGCGGGGAUUCGCAGACCAUGCUGCUGCAGAGGAUGGCGUGUGAGAUCGCCGCGGGGCUGGCUGCCAUGCACAAGCUGCACUUCCUGCACAGUGACUUAGCCCUGCGGAAUUGUUUUCUCACCUCGGACUUAAAUGUGAAAGUGGGAGAUUAUGGAAUAGGAUUCAGCAGGUACAAGGAGGAUUAUAUUGAAACAGAUGAUAAAAAAGUUUUCCCUCUGCGAUGGACUGCUCCAGAAUUAGUAACCAGCUUUCAAGACAGACUACUAACUGCAGAUCAAACUAAGUACAGUAACAUUUGGUCCCUGGGUGUGACACUUUGGGAACUUUUUGAUAAUGCUGCUCAGCCUUAUUCCCACCUUUCCAACUUAGAUGUUCUCAAUCAUGUCAUUCGAGAAAGAGACACAAAACUCCCGAAGCCCCAGCUGGAGCAGCCUUAUUCUGAUAGAUGGUAUGAAGUUUUACAGUUCUGCUGGCUGUCACCAGACAGGAGACCAGCGGCCGAGGACGUGCACAGACUGCUCACCUACCUGCGGAUGCAAAGCCAAAGGGACUCGGAAGUCGACUUUGAGCAACAGUGGAAUGCUCUUAAACCAAAUACAAACAGCAGAGACACUUCCAACAGCGCGGCGUUCCCGAUCCUCGACCACUUUACCAGGGAUCGGCUUGGUCGAGAAAUGGAGGAAGUCCUCACCGUGACUGAAACCAGCCAGGGCCUGAGCUUCGAGUAUGUGUGGGAGGCAGCGAAGCAUGAUCACUUUGACGAGCGCAGCCGGGGCCCCCCAGACGAAGCCUUGUCCUACACGAGCAUCUUCUUUCCAGUUGAAGUGUUUGAGAGUUCGCUUUCGGAUCCCGGGCCUGGGAAACAAGACGACAGUGGCCAGGAUGUCCCCAUGAGAGCCCCCGGAGUGGUCCCCGUCUUUGAUGCCCACAACCUUUCUGUUGGAAGCGACUAUUACAUCCAGUUAGAAGAAAAAAGUGGGAGCAACUUGGAGCUUGAUUACCCCCCUGCACUGCUUACAACUGAAAUGGAGAAUCCAGAAAAGACACGUGAUGAGGCGCCCCAGUUUCUGACACUCAGACAUCUUGAAUUUGAGGAGUCCAGCACGGAUGAGGAUUUCUUCCAAAGCAGUGCAGACCCCAAAGAUCCCGGCAUCCCCGAGGACGUGCAUGUUACCAGGGGCCCCGAGAGCCCUUUCAACAACAUAUUUAGUGAUUGUGACAAGUCGGAGGAUUUGCCCAGUCACCAAAAAAUAUUUGACUUAAUGGAACUAAACGGAGUUCAAGCUGACUUUAAGCCAGCCAGUUUAAGUUCAAGUUCAGAUGACCCCAAAGAGUCAGGAAUAAUAUGCCACUUGGAGAAAGAAAAGCCCCGGAAGCUUUUUGACUGUGAACCUCUUUGCUUAGCAGAAAACAUUAUGCACCAAGAUAAUGUUGGUCGAGUGAGUGUUCAAGAAUUGUCAGAAAACUUUUUAUUUCUUCAAGAGAAGAACUUACUGAAAGACGCGUUGUCUAGCAAAGAACACAUAAAUAGUCUUCAAGCAGAACUUAAAAAUGCUGGCUUUACUGAAACUAUAUUAGAAACGCCACAUAGAAACGUUUUAGAUACUGAGCUCCAGUUUGCUGACAAUAAACCAGACUUUUCUUUGUUGCAGGAAAACCUAAGUGCAAAGGGUGAAGAUACAGGUGUGCUGAAGGACACUCUGAACACCUCGUUGCCACCUUCCCCGGAAGUGCAGGUACCUUCUACCUUGCUCAAGACAGAAGGAACGCCUCACAGUGUACCUCCAGAUACGUUUCCAAAGCAGGGAGAAACCACGCCCACGUGUGGAGAUGCCAGUAGCCAUGAUGACGGUCUCUGCCAAGAAACGAAUCCAGACUCUGGGACUGUCCCGGUCGAAAUUCCCUCGACUGAUGCCAAAACACACAGCUCUGGCCACAGGUCCCAGGAGCUAACUCACCAAAGUGAGGCUGCCCCGAGACUGACCCCGAGCGACGCAGUUCUUGUUGCGGACAUUUUUGCCAGUGAAGUGAGUAUAGGGAGUAGUGGUCUUUCAGAGCUGAGACAAGACUUAGAAAACCCGCCGCUUUCAGCGGACCGUCACAGGAGCGGUCUGCUGCAGAAAAACUCGGAGGCUGUGGAGACUUGGAAUCAGCUGAACUGUAACGAGGCUGCAGAACAGGUGGGCUUGGCGUCUGCCCUUUCCUCAGACUCGACCAGCCAAGACAGUCUGUUAGAGGACAGCUUGUCAACGCCCAUUCCCACUUCAGAACAGUCGGUGGAGACCCCAGAUUCUCUGGAUUCAGUGGACGUCCACGAAGUUCUGCUGGGUUCUGUAGGCUCUCACACGCCUCAGAAACUCUUGCCCCCUGAUAAGCCUGCCGACAGUGGCUACGAGACCGAGAACUUGGAGUCCCCUGAAUGGACUCUGCACCCUGCUCCCGACAGCGCCUCAGCCUGUGAUGUGACCGCAGCAGGCGGUAGCGGUCCUGGGGGGCCGUCCGCCAACCCCAUCAUCGUCAUCUCAGACGCCGCCGAUGGCCACAGAGGCACCGAAGUGACCUCCCAGAGCUCAUACCGAGACUCAGCGUACUUCUCAGACAAUGAUUCUGAACCUGACAAGAAGACGGAGGGGCUCCCAGGAGCCUCCCUGUCAGCCGUGGCCUUGGUACCGGAUCAGCUCCCGCCUCAGCCACUCAUCCCAGAGCAAAGUCCUGGCACCAAGGACAGUUGCCCGGAAACCAAAAACAGCCAGCCAGACCAAAGUUAUCCAUCUGCUUUGCCAAAUUCCAGUCUCCUUGAAUCAAGGGAAACGUCAGAACCAGCACUGAUGUACGUUCCUGGGGAGCCACAUCCUCCUGAAGACGAGGCUGGCAGCCCCUCGAGUUUGUUGAACUCAGAGCCGAGCAGUGGUGAUGACUUCGAGGCCCAAGAAGAGCGCCCCUGCUCGAUCGCGUCCACCGGGACCAACACCAACGAGCUGCUUGCGUUCGCAAAGUCCACCCUCCACUGCGGCAGCCCCUCGGCCCUGCAGGGGGAGAAGUCCUUCUCCAGCCACUCCGAGGGCCCCAAGCUGAAGGAGCCGGAUAUCGAAGGGAAAUACCUGGGGAAACUGGGCGUGUCAGGGAUGCUUGACCUCUCCGAGGACGGGAUCGACGCGGACGAGGAGGACGAGAACAGCGAUGAUUCGGACGAGGACCUGCGGGCCUUCACCCUGCGCAGCCUCAGCUCCGAGUCGGAGGACGAGAGCGAGCACCCCGUGCCCGUGAUCCUCAGCAACGAGGACGGGCGGCACCUGCGGAGCCUGUUGAAGCCGCCGGCCGCCGAUCCCAUCAGCCAGCUCCCGGAUGACUGGAGAAAAGAAAAGAAGGCAGUGACGUUUUUUGAUGAUGUCACAGUCUAUCUGUUUGACCAGGAGACCCCAACCAAAGAGCUGGGACACUGCGGAGGAGAAGCGCGUGGCCCCGAGCUGAGCAGCCCAGCACCGGCGUCAGCGUCCCCCUACCUGAGCAGGGGCAUGAAUUCCGAAAGUUCAACUGAUGAAGAAGGUGGAGGCUUUGAAUGGGAUGAUGACUUCUCCCCAGACCCUUUUAUGUCAAAGACAACGAGUAACCUGCUUAGUUCCAAGCCUUCUCUGCAAACAUCAAAGUACUUUUCGCCCCCGCCCCCGGUGCGGAGCACGGAGCAGAGCUGGCCCCACAUGUCUCCCUACUCCAGGUUCUCCAUUACUCCUGCCAACAUUGCCAGCUUCUCUCUCACACAUCUUACGGACUCAGACAUGGAGCAAGGAGGAAGCAGCGAAGAUGGAGACAAAGAUUAGCGGGAUGCUGACGCACUCUCGGAUUCGUGGCUGCUUCCCAGGGCGGUCCUGUGCUGCUGGCCGAGCAACGCCACCCACGCGACGUCUGCUGAGAUGGGCAGGGAGAAAGACUCAGGAGGAAAGGGAGCCAGCGCCAGGCUCCGUGGGGCUCAGUGCUGGUGCCCACGGCAGGAAGCCCGGCUGGGGAGGCGUGGUCCUGUCCAGCCAUUGGCUGCCCCGCAACAGCUCUCACCUACCGGAAACACUGGCCCGUGGGGAACUGGGGGCUCCCAGUUGUUUCUGGUUUCCAUGUGGGAUGUUGUCUGUCCACACCUGUGCAUCCGUCUGUGCACGGGCCCAGAGGACACACGGUGGGAACUGGCACCAGUGAGCUGUAUUUAUUUUUUUUUUUAAAAAAUCACUAAUUGCUUUCUGUAAUUGCACUGUGGAUAAAUGUUCUGA